GCAGAAGACUGCAGUUGCGCAGCUCCAUGCAGACAAUAGACGUGGAAGCUGAGACACAAAGGCAUUGCAACGGAUGAUGCUAUAGAUGUUUAAAUCUGCUGAUGCUGUCACAUUCAUGUUGGGAGGAGCAUAGACCACGUUUACCCUGAUGCUCUAAUGGUUGAGAGUAUGACGUCACCCUCCAAGGGCUGUGGGAACGGGCCAGGAGUUACCUCUCAAGUCAUUGACAAAAGUGUUUCAAGAACUCCUCGAGACAGCUGUCACAAUGGAGCUCUUGAUAACAAAGACGACUCCCAGGAGGAUCAGAGCCCCUCCAAGUCAUCGAACCUAUUCACCAGCCUCAAACAGCAGUCCACCCUUAAUAGUGAGAGGCCCCGUUCAAUGAUAGGCAUGGGCAACUCAUCAACAUGGAAUGCUCUGUCGUCUUUGAGGAAGAUGGGUUCAUUCAAAAAGCUGAAAUCCUCUGUUCUGCAGGGGAUUCAGGCAAAAGAAAAUGCUAAUAAUCUAAGUGACGUGGAAAGUGGUGGUGAUAUGCAGAAACGCCUGUCUUCUGAUGGAGUAACAAGUUGUCAAACUUCCUGUAGGAUACCAGUCUCGAGAUCCAUGCAGGAUUAUUUUAAUGUGACGGAUGGCUUGCAGUCUGAUGGGUCUGAUGUUGAGCAGUCUGAUGACACUUUUUUGAGGAGCACCCAUCGAUCACGUAGUAUCAGGCGAGCCUAUGGAGCUGGUCGAAUCAACUUAUUGGAUAACGACAACGUCCAUGUACCGCACAGUCCACUUCGACUGUCACCUAUUGGGCUAGAAGGAAACGUCUGUGAAAUUAUUGUGAAAAACUCGGACAGCAACAAAGUUAUUUACAGAAGGAGUAAAAGUACGGACAACCUCAACUUCCUCAAAAAGAGUUCUUUCAAAAGGAAAUCUACCUCUAAUCUUACAGAUAUCAAAUCUAGCAGUGAAAAGGACAUGAUCCAGAAAAGCACGCUAAAUACGUCCACAGAUGCCAAUAAUCUCUCCGGAACUCCAGAGAGACGAUCCAAGCGGUGGAGAAGUCCAAUCAGGGCAAAGGACUUUGACAGAGUGUUAAAAAUCAUGACCAAUGUUACAGAGGGUAAUUGGAGAAAAGAUGGUAGCAAAUGCAGCUCUCCCACCAAUGAAGAUACUCGCCAAAGUCGGCCAAACAGCCGAUUACAUGAUGAUUAUUCCAGGAGAGUUUCCAGUAGCACGGACACAGAAAGGAGGAGAUGUAUAUUUGGUCCACAUUCCCCCUCAUCUGAAUCAAAUUUGUCUCCAAGUUCCCCUAGGAGUCAAGUGCGCAGCCCAUCUUUUGAUCUGAAUACACUACCGACUGACAUCAAAUUGUCAUCUUCUGAAGGCCUCUCUGUUGAGCCAUGUAGCCUCUCUCCUUCCAGUAGUAGCUUGAGCCAGUUGGCCAGUGAAGUCUUCUACUCUGAUUCAGAGGAACCUAGACAUAUCCCGCAUUCUGCAUCAGACUUUGGAAUUCUAGGAACUCCUGUGAGACCCACUGCUCCAAAGCCACAGAGCCCAAGUUCUGAACUCUACAAACCCAAUUCAGCUAACCUUUGUACUAAUCACCACAGCACUUUAUCACUGAGCUCUAUGGAAAGUGAUGAGAGGGCAGAACCCGGUACCAUAAAAGCUGAGAGGAGCCCACAUUUGUUUAAGGAUACCAUUAAACAUACUUACUAUGAUGAUGGGAAUGAGGAUAGUGGAAUUAGUAGCCACUCUCAGCUGAGUCUCAACGUGGUUAAUGAAGAAAAACAAGAAGAGGUUACUACAGAAAAUUCCUGGACAACAUCUCCAUCACAUGAUGAGGAAAAGACAGAAUCCCAGAAUGUGGCUUCUCGGAAACGGACGUCAGGAAAAAGCCGGUGCCGGCAAAGGCCACUUUCAGACUAUGGCCAGGUGGCCAGUCGUAGUUUCUCCAUCCCAGAAGACUCUGUUCCUAUGGACUGUCAAGAAAAUAGCAACAUUAACCGUAAUUCUCCUUCAAGGUCUUUUAGUGAAGAGCCAAAGGUUCAUAAGGCUAAAGCUGAGUUCCACACAAAUUGUAAAAGAAGGCCCAUCUCUGUGAUUGGUGGGGUCAACUUUUAUGGAACCAGCGAAGAUGAAGAAAAUGGACAUUUGCUUCAACAACCAGUACCAAGGCCUCCUGUACCGUCCCAUAAAGUGCCACCAUACAAGGCAGUCUCUGCUCGAUUGCGACCAUUUGCCUUUUCACAAAGCACACCAAUUGGUCUAGAUAGAGUUGGACGCAAGCGGAAUAUAAGAGUUUCCAACAUCUCUACAGAUGGAGGAGCAGAAUCUACCACUUUGGUUGAUGAUAAUGGAAGUGAGGAAGAAUACAGCUAUGAAGAACCCUACCAGGCCAAUCCAAGGUAUCUGCAGCAGGGAGGAGAACAGCUGGCCAUUAAUGAGUUGAUCAGCGAUGGCAGUGCAGUGUAUGCAGAGGCAUUAUGGGACCACGUGACCAUGGAUGAUCAAGAGUUGGCCUUUAAAGCAGGAGAUGUUAUACGAGUCCUUGAGGCUUCCAAUAAGGACUGGUGGUGGGGUCGGAUUCGAGACACAGAGGCCUGGUUUCCAGCAAGUUUUGUCAGGCUGCGAGUAAAUCAAGAAGAUGUUUCAGAAAAUUCAGGCAGUCUACAUGAUGAAGAACAUGACACUGAUAUUGGCAAAUUUCGCCUUAAGAGUCCUGAAAACAAGGACCAAAUGAGAACAAACGUCAUCCGUGAGAUAAUGAACACUGAGAGGGUCUACAUCAAACAUUUGAAAGACAUCUGUGAGGGCUACAUCAAGCAGUGUCGAAAACACACCAGCAUGUUUACUGAAGGGCAGCUCAAGACCAUUUUUGGUAACAUUGAAGAAGUCUACACAUUCCAGAAGGCAUUCUACAAGAAUCUAGAAAAACAGUACAACAAAGAGGAACCUCAUCUAAGUGAAGUUGGUGCUUGUUUCCUAGAACAUCAAGAAGGGUUUUCAGUCUACUCUGAGUACUGUAACAAUCACCCCAGUGCCUACCUGGAGCUCUCCAAUCUCAUGAAGCAAAGCAAGUACAGACACUUCUUCGAGGCUUGCCGACUUUUGCAGCAAAUGAUCAAUAUAGCCAUUGACGGUUUCCUGCUGACUCCAGUCCAGAAGAUCUGCAAAUACCCACUGCAGCUAGCCGAGCUACUGAAAUACACAACCUACGAUCACAGGGAUUACAGUAAAAUAAAAGAAGCUUAUGAAGCCAUGAAAAAUGUUGCCUGUUUAAUUAACGAGCGGAAACGGCGGCUGGAGAGCAUAGACAAGAUCGCCUGCUGGCAGGUCUCCAUAGUGGGGUGGGAGGGACAAGACAUUCUGGCCAGAAGCUCAGAGCUCAUUCAUUCAGGAGACCUGACAAAGAUUUUAAAACAAGGAAAGAGCCAGCAAAGGACUUUUUUUCUUUUUGACCACCAACUGGUCUUCUGCAAGAAGGACUUGCUACGCAGAGACAUUUUGUACUACAAGGGCCGCAUAGACAUGGACGAGAUGGAGUCCACUGACGUUGAGGAUGGGAAGGACAGGGACUUCAAUCUGAACAUUAAAAAUGCUUUUAAGAUGGUGAAUAAAGAGACUGAAGAAAUUCAUUUAUUUUGUGCUAAGAAGCCAGAGGACAAACAGAGCUGGCUGCAAGCGUUUCUGGAUGAGAGAAAGCGAGUCCAAGACGACAAAGCUAUGGGAAUGGAAAUUACAGAAGACCAGAAAAAACAGGCGUUGUGCAAUGCAAAGAGGUCAAGACAAGGAAAGAUGAAAGGUGUUACUUACAAUGGACUCCCCCCCCACCAGAACUUACAUCCCAUCCACCAGCGACACAUCACUGUGCCCACCAGCAUUCCCCAGCAGCAGGUCUUUGCACUGGCAGAGCCCAAGAGAAAGACGUCUCCGUUCUGGAACACAAUCACUAAACUCGCCCCCUUCAAGAAGUGAGGUGCUCCAAGCCCCAUCAUGAAGGAGGACUGUAUUCCUGAGUUCUUGAAGGACCUUCCAGUAUUUUUGGAGAUAUAUCUGAUGACACUGUGGGUUAUAUGAAGAAAUUGACAAUUAUGUGAAAUACCGGGGGAAGUGAUCCCUUGUGCAGCGUGCUCUGUCAAUAAGGACGCCACCUUGGGGACUACUUGCUAUU
This is a messenger RNA of Nanorana parkeri, 4162 nucleotides long. RefSeq names its product spermatogenesis associated 13 (gene SPATA13). The record is from RefSeq and is a predicted model, not a curated record. Lineage: Eukaryota; Metazoa; Chordata; Amphibia; Anura; Dicroglossidae. The transcript has 12 exons. Gene Ontology annotation, molecular function: protein binding; guanyl-nucleotide exchange factor activity. The coding region runs from base 157 to 3966 and encodes 1269 amino acids.